Molecule: messenger RNA, 1304 nt
Organism: Schizophyllum commune H4-8
Lineage: Eukaryota; Fungi; Basidiomycota; Agaricomycetes; Agaricales; Schizophyllaceae
Product: Aldo/keto reductase
Exons: 8
Coding region: 236-1291 (351 amino acids)
Source: RefSeq, a predicted model, not a curated record
CUGCUUCGUUGAGAUUCUACAGCCUCGCGCAGUCGUGGCCUCAGUCCGAGCGAUCGCUCACAACCUCGAGAUGCACGGAAGCGUAGGCUCAAGGUAUGUCCUGAGCAGCAGAGCCAGCGAUGACGCUUCGGAAGGUAGCCGCAAGAUUGGGGAAAUAUAAGAGGGAGGCAAUAGAAGAGAAUGCAUCGUCCCAACGUUCGACAGCAUCGAUACUACCACGUCCUCAAUUCUCACAAUGUCAGCACCGUCUGCGAAGUACGUGCAGCUCGGGAAGAGCGGCCUGCGCAUCUCGGUCCCCAUUCUCGGUGCCAUGAGUUACGGGAACCCGAAGUGGGCGGCUCCUGAAGAGUCAAUGCAGUGGGUGCUAGACGAAGAGCAUGCUCUCCCCAUCAUGAAGGCAGCCUGGGACCGCGGAAUCAACACAAUCGAUACCGCCAACGUCUAUUCAAACGGUGACUCCGAGCGCAUUGUCGCCAAGUUCAUCGAGAAGUACCAAAUCCCGCGCGACGAGAUCGUCAUCCUCACCAAAUGCUUCAACCUCACCGCGAAGGAGCACGACCAUGACGUCUUCACGCCCGCGCAGUUGCAGGUCCUGCGCCAGCGCAAGGAAUACGUGAACUGGAUGGGCCUCUCCCGCGCAGCUAUCUUCAACGCCGUCGAAGAAUCGCUCAAGCGCCUUAACACCUCGUGCAUCGACCUCUACCAGAUUCACCGCUUUGACCCGGACACGCCGCCCGAGGAGACUAUGAAGGCCCUCCACGACCUCGUCGAGUCCGGGAAGGUGCGCUAUAUCGGAGCGAGCUCGAUGCGCACUUGGCAGUUCGCGCUCCUGAACGAGGUCGCGGAGAAGCACGGCUGGACGAAGUUUGUGAGCAUGCAGGAUGAGUACUCGUUGACAUAUCGCGAGGAGGAGCGUGAGAUGAUCCCGUACUGCAAGUACCACGGUAUUGGCUUGAUCCCCUACUCGCCUCUGGCCGGGGGCGCACUUGCCCGUUCGCUCGGCUCUCAGGCGACUCCUCGCUCGAAAGCGCUUCCCUCCUACGGCAUCGUCAAAGCGAAAGAAAUAGACAACGAAACUAUCAGGCGCGUCGAGGAGAUUGCAGAGAAACGCGGUUGGGCGAUGUCCCAGGUCGCGCUCGCAUGGGUUCUGCGCAAUGUCUCCAGUCCGAUCGUCGGCUUCAAUUCUAUCAAGCGUGUCGACCAGGGUAUUGUGGCCGGCGAGCUUACUGACGAGGAGGCAAAGUAUCUGGAGGAGCCAUAUCAGCCAAGGCCCAUUCGCGGUCAUGCUUAAAGGCAGGCCAACG